Molecule: messenger RNA, 2037 nt
Organism: Dioszegia hungarica
Lineage: Eukaryota; Fungi; Basidiomycota; Tremellomycetes; Tremellales; Bulleribasidiaceae
Product: STE like transcription factor-domain-containing protein
Exons: 13
Coding region: 1-2037 (678 amino acids)
Biological process (GO): sexual reproduction; regulation of DNA-templated transcription
Cellular component (GO): nucleus; Tec1p-Ste12p-Dig1p complex; Ste12p-Dig1p-Dig2p complex
Molecular function (GO): DNA-binding transcription factor activity
Source: RefSeq, a predicted model, not a curated record
AUGGAGUCGACAAGCAGCAAUCCUGGGGCAAGCGCGGGAUAUCAGUACGAAGGGCCUCCCGCACCUUCGGCCGGUACAGAGCUUUUGUACCCUCUUCCUCUCCCCGAUAACAUUAAGCCUCGACCCCUGACCACCGAGGAGGAAGCACGCAUCGACACUUUAUCUCGCCUGCAAUUCUUCCUCGCGACUGCUCCCACAAGGUGGCAGGACAAUCCUGGGAUGAUAACAUCGCGUAUCUCCAAGUUCCAGCUCCCCAACGGCGAGUGCAUCUCGUGCGUGCUCUGGAACGGUCUCUACCACGUCACUGGUACCGACAUCGUCCGUGCUCUGGCCUUUAGGUUCGAAGCCUUUGGUCGACCCAUCCACGCUACCAAGAAGUGGGAAGAAGGUGUUUUCUCUGAUCUGAGAAACCUCAAACCUGGAACCGAUGCUUGUUUGGAAGAGCCAAAGUCGCCGCUAUUGGACUUUUUGUUCCGGAACGGCUGUAUCAGGACCCAGAAGAAGCAAAAGGUAUUCUACUGGUUCUCUGUUCCCCAUGACCGUCUCUUCCUCGACGCGCUCGAGAGAGACCUCAAGCGUGAGAAGGCCAACCAAGAGCCUACCAGUAUCGUCGUCGGCGAGCCGGCUCGGAGCUUCAGGUAUGACCCUCGCCGCAGCUUGUACGACCAGUUUGCCGGCCAAAACCCCGGCCUCAACGUCCUUAUGCGCGACAUGGUCUCGUACGCCGACGCACCGAUGAACAACUACGAAAAUUCGUCCAUGUAUACCCUCAACCCGCUUGCCGAGUCGUACCUGCACCAGCCCCAGUACCACGACGAGCAGAUGCACAUGCACAUGCACGGGUCGCCUCCGCCGCGCGUCAUGCUCCCGUACACCCAUACCGCGUUCGAAGGGAGCCCGACCUACAAGCGCCGCCGGAUGAAGCCCAGAGAGUCCUCCGAAUCUGGCACCGCCAUGAGCGAGGACGCCAGGGGCCCCAGUGUCGACGUCAGGGACACUGACUCCCCCGACCCGGACCACAUGGGCGAUAGCUCUUUUGCUUCCGACGAGAGCAACAUGCUUCCUCCUCGCUCCAAGAAACCCCGCGCCAAGUCUAGGGCUCGGUCCAGGCUCAGCUCGCGCGGCGGUUCGACCGAUCCCCGCGAUGGCGAGAGUCGCAACUUUCUCUGCCCGUACGACUUUUGUCACCGCCCCUUCAAGAGGCUCGAGCAUCUCAAACGACACGUCCGCACCCACACGCAGGAGCGCCCGUACGUCUGCAAGCGGUGCGACCGGAACUUUAGCCGCCAAGACAAUCUCGCGAUGCACAUCAAGACGCACGAGAAGAUGGAUCGCGAGGGCGGGGUCAUGAGCGAUGAGGACAUGAGGGGAUACUCCGAGAGUCCCGGUCCGGACAUGAUGUACGACCAAUACUCGCGCGCGUCCAGCGCCAUGCCUCCCCCGUCGAUGGCGUACGCUCGUCACUCGACCCUCCCGCCCAACUUCUCCUCGGGCGCGCCUAUGGGUGGUUCCCCCUUCCACCGGUCCAUCACCCCCUCGUACGGUGCCCCUGCGCACAUGCUCAACGUCCCCUUUGGGACCCCGUACGACAGCUCGCGCCGCCACCGCUCGGCUACCCCUUAUGCGCCGGCCACGUCGUCCAACCUUGCGUACGCGCAGCCGGUCAUUGCUCCUCCCGUCGAUCUGAUGGGUGCCUACCCCACGCCCAUCUCGGCCAACGACGGCAGCGUCCUGUACGGUCUCGACGCCAUGCCCAUCCCGAUGGAGAUGACGACCUCGCAGGACGAGUCGAACCUCCCCACGCCGAUGCCGGGGCAGCACCACCAAGUACCCAUGCCGGUGGGCAUGUCGAUGCAGCAGCAGAUGCAGCAGAUGCAGCUGCCGGUCCCGAUGGAGAUGGCGAUGCCCGAGUAUGGCAUGCCGGCGCAGUACGAGACGGGGGCGGCUCAGCCGGGCUGGGGCUGGAGGAGCUACGAGCCGGGAGCGUUCGUCCCUUCCGAGAACGCCGAGGCUAGCGCGUCGGACUAUAGGGAGUAG